UGCCACCUGCUGCCCUAGCUACGCAGAGCAUCCGCGCUUGCCCGGAGGAACCAAGCUACAGUCUCUCGCGGCUGCUGGCCUGGAUAUGGACCCCGAGACCUGCCCCUGUCCUACUGGUGGUUCCUGCACCUGCUCGGACAAAUGCGAGUGCAAGGGCUGCAAAUGCACGAACUGCAAGAAGAGCUGCUGCUCCUGCUGCCCUGCAGGGUGUGAGAAGUGUGCCAAGGACUGUGUGUGCAAAGGUGAAGAGGGGGCCAAGGCGGAGGCCGAGAAAUGCAGCUGCUGCCAGUGAGGACUCAGUCCCUCCCGCACAGCCCAUGGCAACAGUUGCUGGGUGUCCCUGGUGGGGCGGGGCUGUUGUCCCCCUCCCUGGCUGCCUGUGAAUAAAUCCCAUGCACAGCAUGAA
This is a messenger RNA of Apodemus sylvaticus (European woodmouse), 406 nucleotides long. RefSeq names its product metallothionein 3 (gene Mt3). The record is from RefSeq and is a predicted model, not a curated record. Bases 86 to 292 code for a protein of 68 amino acids. The transcript is spliced from 3 exons. Gene Ontology annotation, molecular function: metal ion binding. Lineage: Eukaryota; Metazoa; Chordata; Mammalia; Rodentia; Muridae. Gene Ontology annotation, biological process: positive regulation of ERK1 and ERK2 cascade.